Gryllus bimaculatus (two-spotted cricket) is the source of this 7280-nucleotide messenger RNA. NCBI's taxonomy places the organism in Eukaryota, Metazoa, Arthropoda, Insecta, Orthoptera, Gryllidae. The record is from the annotation of a GenBank genome assembly.
AAUGAUAUAUUACUACGAUCCAUGUGGAUAUGGUGGUGACAUUGAAAUGGAAAACAAAUGAAUCGAGAGCGGUACCGAGCGGUAAAUGAAGUGUGUGUGCCCGGUGUGUCUCUCUUUGAGAAUUGUAAAGUGUUGUCAAACGUUUAUUACGUCACUUCGACGAUGCAUUUAUGAAUAACUUUAAGAAGUGAAACUUCUCGGAAAUAUCGAAGUGAUUGUGGUAGUGGGUGUUCCUUAUUACCCAAAUUCCGGUAUUUCUAACCUGCAAAUCUGGAUGUCUCGGAGAGGACAAUGAUUGCUGCCUCCGAGCCUCAGGUAUGCACACCUGAAAGUAUAAAUGAUUGGCGUAUGCGUGGGGCGCUGGGCGCCGAGGAGGAACUGUACGCGUGCGGCCGCACGGCCGUCUGGUCGCGCGGCGGAGCCUCGCACGCCGCCGACAAGGUGGUGGUGUGCUGCUACUCGGCGGACACGCCCGUGCAGCACGCGCUGUGGUGCACGUUCCACAGCGCGACGUCGUCACUGUCCGCUGACCUGGAGGCCGAGGCGGCGCUGGCCAACGCCUCCCUGGCGGCGGCGGCUGCGGCGUCGGAGCGCCUGGGCCAGUCGGCGGCCGGGAACACGGUGCUGGGGCCGCCACCCCCGCCGCCGCCUCCGCCCCCGCCGCCCCCGGCCAGCGCCACCGCCGCCUCGCCCGCCGCCCACGACGCCGAGGACCCGCCGUUCGAGACACAAGUGCCUUGUGUAUGUAUUGUCGACAACGAGACCAUUAGGGCAUUUACCCUUGAGGGAGAAGAUUAUACAGCUGCUUUGCAGUUUCAGGUCAGUGCAGUGUGGCCAUGUCUACAUGGCCUCAUACUGGAACGAGGAACGUCACAGUCUCCUCCAUCAUCACCGUGUCCUAUACCAGGUUUCACCUCCUUCAAUUCAUCAACAGGAACCGAUGGCAUGACCGCCGGCUCUGCUCCUUUGCCUAGGGUGUUUUCCCUGAGCCAUCCACUCGAUGAAAUGGUGCCUGUUGUUGCUAAGCAUGGUUCCAAUGUUUCUGUGAUGAAUGAUGACUGCCAGAAAAUUGUGUUUACUUCUGAAAUACCUUCCAUCCUCAUGCUCUAUGAUUCUAACAUUGGACUUCACAGUGUGUGGAAAAUAAGGAAAGCAGCUCUUGAUGAGCGGCAAGCAGUGCUAGUCAACAGCAGCACAUCUACUGUACUGAACGGCUCCUCCCUAGGAACAAAUAUCGGCUCGACCAUCGGUAGCGGAGCUGGCUCCCCCACCUCCAUGCAUGGCAGCCGGCUGUCCCUGGUGGGGCGUAGUGGGUUGGGACGGUUGUCAGAGGGCCCCAGUGCACGCAACAGUAGCAGUCCCUACGGCCCCAGCAGGAACAGCCUGGGGUCUUCGUCAGUUGCCAGUGGGGUACCCAGUCCGUUUCAAACUGCCAGGGAGAGCUGGACCUAUUCUCUUCGGUCCACUCUUGGCUCGCAAUCUGCCCUCAGUCAGCCUCCGGUUCAUUCUGCGCUGAUGCACCACUCCAUGGGCAUGGGAGCGCGCAGCAUGUCGUGGCUAAGUGGCGGAGAGACUGCCUUGCAUGCAACCAGCCUGGGGCUGCAAGAUUCGCGCCUCAUGACUCCCCAGGCAGUGGACGUCAAUCAGAGAUCGUGUCCACUGCUUGCAAGCAUCUGCCUGGAACACCUCUGGUCAGAGAACUCUGGAACGCCCAGAGACAUGCCUACCGGGCCUGCCUCAAAAGUCUUUUUGACGACUGACCUGGUUGGUAAUUCCUUUCUCUGCUACCUGGUUCCUGCAUUGGGGCAAUUGUCUUUGGCACGACUCAAGUUCUCCAACCACGAGAAGCAGCUGAUCUUCGGAGCAGUCAGUUGUCUACCUGCCAAGGAUGCUGCAUCUUUACCGCUUCUGAACAUGGUAGCAGUUGUGGAGCCUUUGGGUGGAGUUGUGUUGUAUUCUGGACUGACAUUUGUGGGAAAAGUGCAUGUAGCAGGCAUCCCAUCCUCACUUGCAACCUCUUCGUACCUUGCAGGUUUUGGUUCGCCAUUUCCCAAGAGAAGUAGCCUGAUGGCUUCCAGCCGCCCGGCGUCUGCCCUCGAUCCCAACCCUUCCUUUGACGACGAGCUGCAUCAGCUCUCUCCCGUGCCUCUGGCAGGAGGGGUGUCCCCUCAGCCGGCCUCUUUGCCAGCCGGUGCCACUCCUGUCUCCACACGCACCGGCACAGCAGGCCACAUGCGUCUCAGCGGGGUGCUCUUGACCAACGUGCGGCUGCGGCUGGACAGCGAAGGAGUCAUAGAAGGGGAAGUGACUGGAGGAUUACGUAAGGGGCAGCUGGUGGCCCUUAGGGAUGCUGUGGACAAAAGAGUCACCUUGGAAUUAAGUGAUGGAUCCAUGUUUAGGAUUUCCUUACCUGAUCUUUGUUCAUCAGCUCUGGUGGAAAGUAAUGGGGUAUGUUGUGAGAGUAAGGAAAAGUCUGGAAUCAGUGAAACCUGUGCUCAUCAAGGUGGUUUAAAUUUAAGAAAUGCAAAAAGUGAAUCUAGAUCUGGAAUUUCCCACCAGGGACAUGAGGUCAAAAUUGGUUACUUGAACAUACAGGGCAUGGAAAAGAAACUGGCAGCAGUCAAUGAUUUUGCAAUUGAAAAUAAUUAUGAUAUUUUAUGCUUAAGUGAGCACUGGUGCCUAAAAGAAGAAAUAGUGUUUAAGAAGCUGGAUGAUUAUCAGCUUGGAAACAAUUUUAGUAGACACGAGCACAAACAUGGUGGAGUGAGUUGUGUGGUUAUGAAGUGGAAAAGUUGGCCCUUGCGCGGGGACCAAGUGAAGGAGACCUUACGAACAUCACUAGCAGUGGGGCAGGGCAGCAUCGGGGCAGCACUGAGGGCACUGCGCUUGGCAACCUCAACGGCAUCAGCAACGGGAGUACGCUCAGAACUUCAUUCUGCUGUGGGUCCUGGCCUCUCAAACAUAAUAGGAUUGCGACGCGCCCCACCACCAUCGACUGCUACAAGUGCGUCUUCUGCAGCCUCCUCGGCAGCUGGACGCAUGAGCUUUGAUGCUCCUCUACUGUCAUCUCUACCUCUCAUCACCUACUCGUUGCAUCUGCUCUAUGAGGAGUUAAAGCUCAAUGCUCUGUUGUCAGAGAGCAUGCCCAUGUUGGCCACACUACUUCACCAGCUGGCAGGGGAUCUGCAGCUGAAUGCGUAUUGCCAACAUUACUGGAGAGAUUUCCCUCUACAGUGCACCCCUCUUAUGAAUCAGUUGGCAGCACUUAUUACUCACGGUGCCCAGAUGCCUCGCAUCCAACUGGAGGGCUUUGUGCGGCAGUUGGUGCCACCUGGCACGUGCGUGGAGACGCCAUCUAUUCUCUCCACCAGGGACUCUGCACCCAGUGCAGCGUAUCCAUUUCCCCAGCGUGCUGUUCUGCUCAUGACAGAGAUGGGCAUUACCAGAAGGGAACUACAGACACUGCCUGCUGGUAUUGCAUUGCUUCUUAGCGAUGUGCUUCACCGAUGUCGUCAGUCACCACCGUCAAAUUGGCCUCGCUCUGCAUACGAGCUCAUUCUCCGUCAGGACCUUGCAGCCCUAAGCACACAUGCACCAGCAUCUAGCAGCCCUCAUUCCAGUGGAAGUUCCUCUCCCGCCAGCAAUAACGGAGCUGCAUCUGGGGGCAGCACAUCAACAGCCGCAGUAGCUGCUACAACAGGAAGCAGCGCAGCUGUAGUGGGUGGAGGUGCAGCUGCAGUAGCAGCAGCUGCAGGUGCUGCAUCAGCUGCAGGCAAGUCGGCUGCGGCAGCUGCUGCAGCUCGUGCUCCAGAAAGCGAGGAAGAAGACGGCAUGGAGACGGUGGACUCUGAGAUCCUGCGACUACGCUUCAGUCAGGACCAUCGUGUGGCAGAAGUACGGCGCCUUCUGCAGUCCUCACAGCCUGUUCGAAUUGACAUCGCCCAGCGACCUGAAGUAUCUGACCAUGAGUUCAUUGAAGAGCAGGAGCGCCAUCUUUAUGCAAUUUGUACUCGAACCAUGGCACUUCCAGUUGGGAGGGGAAUGUUCACCCUCCGCACCGCUGUGCCCGUGGUGACAGAGGCACUGCCCAUCCCGCGGCUGUGCCUCACGGGCAGGGCUCCACCCAGAGGCACCACCGUGGAUCUGUCGCACAUUGAGGUGGUGCCCAACAUGAACAUGUGGCCCCUCUUCCACAAUGGUGUGGCAGCAGGACUGCGUGUAGUACCUCAUGCACCGGACAUAGAAUCCUCCUGGAUUGUGUACAACAAGCCCAAGGGCACCCAAGAUGUAUCAACGGAGCAUGCAGGCUUCUUAAUGGCCCUAGGUCUGAAUGGACACUUGGGCAACCUGGCUCGUUGGAAUGCGUAUGAGUAUUUAGCAAAAUGCCACGAGAUGACAAGUGUCGGGCUUUUGCUUGGGGUCGCUGCUAACAAGAGAGGGACAAUGGACAUCACAACAACAAAAAUGCUGUCCCUUCAUCUGGAGGCAUUGUUGCCACCUACCUCCAUAGAGUUAGACAUCCAACAGAACGUGCAAGUGGCAGCCCUGCUGGGUGUGGGUCUGGUGUACCAGGGGACUGCCCACAGACGCAUGGCUGAAGUCUUACUCUCUGAAAUCGGUCGUCCACCUGGUCCUGAGAUGGAGAACAGCGUGGACCGCGAGUCGUACUCCCUGGCGGCUGGUCUGGCUCUGGGGCUGGUCGUUCUGGGCCGAGCGUCUCACCUCUCUGGCCUUGCAGACCUUCAGAUCCCGGACACUCUGCACUACUACAUGGUGGGCGGCCACAAGCGGCCCUUCACAGGUUCCCAGAAAGAAAAGUACAAAUCUCCCAGUUACCAGAUCCGAGAAGGAGACCAAGUCAGCAUAGACGUCACCAGUCCAGGAGCAACACUUGCCUUGGGGAUGAUGUUCUUCAAUUCCGGCAACAGGGCGGUGGCAGACUGGAUGCAAGCACCCAGCACACAAUACCUGUUGGACUUUGUGCGGCCUGACUUCCUCCUGCUGAGGAUAGUUUCGCGUGCACUUAUUUUAUGGGAAGAAGUGCGCCCAACAAGUGCCUGGGUAGAGUCAAAUGUACCAGCCUCCAUAAGGCCUUACUGCUUAGUGAAGCCCCAACAGUCGCCUUCUUCAGACUCUGUGGACUACGAGACAAUGAACCAAGCCUACUGCAACAUCCUCGCUGGUGCAUGUAUGGCCCUAGGGCUGAGGUACGCUGGUUCCUCUGACCACGACGCAUUCACCACCCUCAUGAAGUAUGCGAGGAUGUUCACUUCGCUCUCUGGAAAGUCAAUUGCAGAGUUGGCUGGGAAGUCCACUAUUGAAACUUGCCUCAAUGUCAUUCUUCUAUCUCUUGCCAUGGUGAUGGCCGGGUCGGGCGACCUGGAGGUGCUGCGCCUGUGCCGGCGGCUGCGCGCGCGCUGCGGGCCCGCGGGUGCCGGCAGCGUGGUGACGUACGGCUCGCACCUGGCCACGCACAUGGCGCUGGGGCUGCUGUUCCUGGGCGGCGGGCGCUGCACGCUGGCCGCCUCGCCGCCCGCUGUCGCCGCGCUGCUCUGCGCUUUCUUCCCCAAGUUCCCCACGCACUCCAACGACAACAGGUACCACCUGCAGGCGUUCCGCCACCUGUACGUGCUGGCGGCGGAGGCGCGCCUGGUGGUGCCCCGGGACAUCGACACGCGCCAGCUGUGCUACGCGCACCUGCGCCUCGUGCUGCUGCAGCCCGGCCACGCGCGGCCCUCGCCGCUCACGCUGCGCGCGCCCGCCAUCCUGCCCGAGCUGUCGCGCCUCCUCGAGGUUGUUGUGGAGGAUGAUCGUUAUUGGAGAAUUGAAUUUAAUAGGAAUUCAAAUUGGGCACAAUUGGAAAAUGUGCUUAACUCUUCUGGUUGUGUGGAUGUGAAGCAAAGAGCAGGGUGUCUGUCAUACCUAGAGGAUCCUCAGGGUUAUCGCACCAUGCUUGCUGAAACACUGACUCUUGACCCAGCCAUCUCCUGGUCUGUCAAGGCAGAGUCCAUUAGUGCCUUUUCCUCUGACCCGUCAGUGGUGAACUUUGCCAAACAUUUUCUGGAGCAACCGGAAGGAGAAGAGCGAGACACGUCGAGCACCUGUGAGAAGGAACAGGUCCAGACGCUCACACGGGUUGUCUACGAAUGCAUAACCCAGGACAAGCUGGCCAUCCUUCCUGUUUGGAUCACCUUACAAAAGGCCGUGCAGAGUCUGACGUCAACGCCUUGCUCCUUUUUGACGUGGCAACUAAAGCUGGUGACCGCCCAGGUGCUUCACCUGGAGGCGCCUGCAAGCAAAGAGAAUGGCAGCAGCACCUUGGCACCGCUGGUGUCCCCUGAGCUGGCCCUCGCGCUGCAUCAGCGUGUGUCGAGCAUCCUGCUCUCCUGGGAAGCAGAAUUGGAACCCUAUCUAAGAAUGUAUGUACGGGGCCAGUAUCCAUCUGAUGUCCAUAUUCUGAGAAAGCUGACAUCUUAUAUUAUCUACCAUGACAUUCCACCUCCUCAUCUUCUGCAGAGUCUUCUGGGAAAACCUGCUAGUCCCCUUGUGCUUCGGUCUCUGCUGAUGUCUCAACAACCCACCAUCGGAACUCUUUCCAGAUUAUCAUCUCUUCUGGUCUAGUUCCUACAGUUGUACUACAGGACGUAAAGUAUUAUUUCAACAACAUUGUGCCACUUUGAAGCAGAAUCUCUUGACUUUGUAUUUAUUUUACCAAUUCGUAUGUGUUAUUCUGUCAUUGGAAUUACUCUUUGCAGGGUCUCUUAGAAUGUAAUUAUCAAUUAUUCUCAAUAUUUCUUGGGAAUGUGACAUAUUGUAAAUAAGUUUUCAUAUUUUUUUUUGUAAGUAUAAAUCUUAUCAUCUUGAAGUGAUGUUGAUUAAAGAGAAAAACCUCAGAUUAAGAUACAAAAUAGAGAGGAUAAUUUUGCACAAAGAGAUUACACCCUGAUAGUUGAAGUGUAGUGUGGUUUAUCCUGCAGCAGUCUGGAUUUCUAAAAUGUUCUCUAAUUGUAUAUGAUCUCCAAAAUAAAAGAUUCGUUUUGGAUUUCUUGUACUGUAUUGUAGAUACGCUUUAGAAAUUAAACACUUGCACAAUUUUGUAAAUGUGCCUUGUUGAAUUGUGACCUCAUUGAAACACCAGAAUCCAAUUUCUGUUGCUGGAAUUAUGAAUUGUAUUGAGUUGGAAACAAGGCUGCCUUGGCCAAUUGUAAAGUACUUUCAAAACGUUAAUGAUUUGAGGAAGAAGUUCAAUUUUUAAUUUAAAUAAAUAACUUGUUUUCUAA